Messenger RNA from Penicillium olsonii, 1692 nucleotides. Lineage: Eukaryota; Fungi; Ascomycota; Eurotiomycetes; Eurotiales; Aspergillaceae. The record is from the annotation of a GenBank genome assembly.
AUGAGCGCUUUUCCCUUGACCAAAUCCCCGCCUUCCAAGAAGUGUAGGACACGGCAAUCGGGCACAGCAUGGACCCGCUCGGGGUGUUUGACAUGCAAGAAAAGACGCAAGGCAUGUGAUAAAGCAAAACCAAGCUGCAAUAACUGUCUCAAGCAAGGCCGGACGUGCGAAGGCUAUGGCUCUAUGUGGGUAGAACCAUUGGGUCCGUCGGCGCAAGUCUUUUCAAAGUCUGCAUCGCCGUCCGAACCGAAGACUGAGUCAUCAUCUCGAUUGCCUUCGCCGGUACCCUCUGUGUCGUCAGAUGCAUGGCUUGAAACUUGGUCCUCGGGGCAAGUGACACCCUGGAACCGAUCAACUGGAUCAUCCCCCCGAUACCCCAGCCCUACCGGGUCCUAUAUCAACGCAGAAAACCCGGAGGAUGGCUCUAGGGAUCUGGAGAUAUCCACUGAGGUAGUGGUACCUCGUCCUCAGGGGCACAUCAGUCAUCUUUCUGGCAAUGAGACCCACUACCUCCAGUAUCACAUGGAGCAAGGUUCUCGGCUACUAGCAAACCUGGAGAGCGAUGACAAUCCUCUGCGAUCCAUAUUGAUCCCGAGAGCCAUGUCGUCGCCCCUGCUGAUGAAAGCUGUCUGUGCUGUAUCCGCUCUUCAUCUAGCAAACCGUUCCCAUGGCUUUGGUGCACAUACUGCAGCAGUGAACUACUAUAGCGGCACUCUCAGUGGCCUUCGUUCAGUCCUUGGGAACUUUACAACUGGAAUUCUACCCGACGAUGCUAUGCUCGCCGUAGGGCUAUUGUGCAAAUACGAGAUCGUACGUGGCAGCGUGAAGCAAUGGGUCGUUCAUUUGAACGCUUUGCAACGUCUCAUUGUCUCGCGUGGAGGGUUCGCGUCAAUGGAUCGCGAUGCAGCGGAAUUUUUGCGCGGCUUAUUCGUUUAUGCCUAUCAGAUGGCUCGGAUCAGCAAUCGCAACCGCUUCGCUCCGACAGACAUCUCUAUUGACAGUAGCAUCGGCAUUCCAAAACUAGACAUUUAUAUCGGUUAUACCGAACAACUUCUCGAGAUCUGUGCACGCAUUGCGGAGCUUCCCGCGCUAAAGAACAAUACCAUGGCUCUCUACCUCAGCGUGUCCUCUAUAAACGAAUCACUCCUGACGUGGACCCAUACUUCAACGCCAUACAUAAUUCCCCAAGGCACGACAGCAGCCACUCUGACCCGUCUACAGCUCGUGGCUGAAUGUUUCCGCGAUGCAGGCUUCACUUAUCUUCAUUCCACUAUGGAGCGUAUCAGCAGGGAUUCGGAGAUGGAAACAGCAGUUCCAACCGAAAUGUCCCCGGCCGAGGAUUGGACAUCUCUCAUCUCCACGCCCAAACAGCUAGCCAUUCGGCGCUGUCUUGCACGUGUUGAGACAUUCCCGCUCGACGACCACUGCGAGUACUCGGCGCUCACCUUCCCACUCUUCAUCUCUGGCUGCGAGAGCAACGACAUCGCCGAUAGAGAGGUGGUGAUCCGAUCUCUUGAUAAGUUGCAAUACAACUUCGGCAUUGGCAAUGUCAGACGGGCAAAGGAGCUGCUGGGAAUAUUUUGGGCGAGGCGAGAUGCCGAUGCCGGACCAUGCGGUCCUGGCAUGGAUCGGAAACAAGUACAUUGGUUGGAUAUCGUGGAAGAGUUAGGUUGGGAGUUGAUUCUUGCGUGA